GUUGCAACUGUGUCAGAUGUUUGUGGGCAGCUUGGCACGAUCCAGAGUCAUGAAGAUCCACAACACCGAGCAUGAGAAGGAGACAAUGGUAAAACUACUUGCAAUGUUCAAGCGAUUGGUUAUGAAGCGGCUCCUUAGGCUCACGUGUCUUGCCUGACCUGCCGCUUUAGGCUGCAAAAUUAUUGCUCUACUUUCUGGAGAGCAUUGAACGAAGCAGUCUUAUCUAUUAAUUUGCACGAUCGAUAUCAUGUUUCGGUCACCGCUCAAGUCAGUCGUGUUGGCCAUUGCAGUUAUCUGGGUGCUAAUUUUCCUCUUCUUUUUCCACCCAACCUUAAAACUGCACUUUAAUAACUCGGAAAGACUGACCGAGUCUUACGACUUUCAAGAAACUGUUGAAGAAGCGCAAUGUUUCAACAACAUCGACGUAUUGAAAAGCCCGAUUCCCAAAGUCGUGCACUUCCUCUGGGGAUUUGGGAAUCAUCCUGAAAUGACGUUUAUGAAUUACCUUGCAAUCCGAUCCGCCCUAAUCUCUCUUAAACCAGAUACGCUGAAGCUUCAUUACGAAGAGCUCAAUAGGGAUAAUAUUUGGUUUCAGAGACUGCAAGCUAGCAUCACAUUAGUCCAGCACGACAUGGCAGUUGAAUAUCCCAAACAAACUCAAGAGCACUGGCAGGUGAGCCACAUGACCGAUGCUCUCCGUCUCGACAUCCUUCACCGUGAAGGCGGCAUCUACCUAGAUGCGGACGUUAUCGCUCUUCAAACCUUCGAUACCCUACUGAAUAGCCAACGAAACGUCAUUUUGGGUCAUGAGGGUGGUGACCGUCACGGCCUCUGUAACGCCAUCAUCCUCGCGCGUGCAAAUGCAGAAUUCCUAGGCCAGUGGAUUGACAGGUACAGUGAUUUUGUCCCAUCAGAAUGGAACUAUCACUCCGUGCUACUACCAAAAGAGAUGUCUUUAGACCGACCUAGUGAAAUUUGCACGCUCGCUCCAACCGUCUUCUUCUGGCCUACGUGGACCCAUAGGCAUAUCCGCUAUAUGCAUGAUGAUCUUAGCGAGGAAGAGGUUUUGGAGGUGGAGAACCUGCUGGAAGCCUAUGGCGGCGCAUUGUAUUCUAACCAACUGGCGUACCACGCUUGGAGCCAAGUAGCGAGGGAAGAGUAUCUGGACAGCCUAACACCGGAGCUUGUGAGGGAGAAGGAUACUCGAUUCAAUCUGAUGGUUCGACGAUUUCUUUAGACACAAACUUGUGAAUAGAUCCCAACUUCAAUUAGAAGAAGGAAAAAAAUAUAAAAAUACAAACAUGCAAACAGCUAGGAUUAGCUAGUGGUCAUCCACCCAACUACUAACCAGCCGGCGUGUAGCUAGCUGAUCAGCAGUCAAUAUCUAGGUGGAUAUCAUUCAGAUAAGGAUCGGAAAAUCG
This is a messenger RNA of Talaromyces proteolyticus, 1421 nucleotides long. RefSeq names its product nucleotide-diphospho-sugar transferase. The coding region runs from base 248 to 1237 and encodes 329 amino acids. The record is from RefSeq and is a predicted model, not a curated record. Lineage: Eukaryota; Fungi; Ascomycota; Eurotiomycetes; Eurotiales; Trichocomaceae. The transcript has a single exon.